CACCACGGAAGCUGGAGUCUGCAAACUCAUCACCACUCAUCUUACAACAUCAAGUCGCCCACUCUCUCAACUCACCGAUCCGUUGCCCGCCCUUUCCAUUCGCAGCUUCUCGUCACCGACCCAAUAUCCAAAAUCAAAAUGGGCAAAGACAAGAAAGCCUCCGGUUCCGGCUCUGGCAGCAAAGGCGGCAAGGACGCAGGCAAAGAUGCGGGCAAGGACGCCGGCAAGGCCAGCAAGGGUGCUCAGUCGAUUAACGUUCGGCAUAUUCUGUGUGAGAAACAUGGCAAGAAGGAAGAAGCGCUGGCUAAGAUCCGCGAUGGAGCGGAUUUUGGUGCUGUUGCUAGGGAGUACAGUGAGGAUAAGGCGAGGACUGGCGGAAGUUUGGGUUGGAAGCAAAAGGGCACCUUGGAUCCCGAGUUUGAAAAGAUUGCGUUUGCUUUGGAGACCAGCAGCACCAGUAGCCCCAAGAUUGGUGAGGUCAAGACACAAUUUGGCUACCACAUCAUCAUGGUAGAGGGUAAGAAAUGAUAUCAAAAUGCAUACUACGACCUUUGGGUGUUAGUCCCCUUUUCCAUUGCCCAUUUGGAGAACACGUCCCUUGCUCUUCCCAUGGGCUUGUGACGCCGUUG
Molecule: messenger RNA, 629 nt
Organism: Neurospora tetrasperma FGSC 2508
Lineage: Eukaryota; Fungi; Ascomycota; Sordariomycetes; Sordariales; Sordariaceae
Exons: 3
Coding region: 139-528 (129 amino acids)
Biological process (GO): rRNA processing
Molecular function (GO): DNA binding; peptidyl-prolyl cis-trans isomerase activity
Source: RefSeq, a predicted model, not a curated record